AUGAAAGUUCAAGUUUAUCACAGUAUCGUGGAGCCAAUAACUACUUAUGGGGCUGAGUGCUGGCAGCUUACAUCAAAAAUAGAAAACCAGCUAAAAGCCGCUGAAAUGGACUUCCUACGCCGGUCGUCUAGAGUAUCUAAGUUGGACUAUAUCCGAAACGAUAUGAUCAGAGAAAGGGUGUACAAGAUACCAUUGUGGAUAUAG
This is a messenger RNA of Acanthoscelides obtectus, 204 nucleotides long. Lineage: Eukaryota; Metazoa; Arthropoda; Insecta; Coleoptera; Chrysomelidae. The record is from the annotation of a GenBank genome assembly.